Penicillium mononematosum is the source of this 837-nucleotide messenger RNA. RefSeq lists its product as uncharacterized. The record is from RefSeq and is a predicted model, not a curated record. Lineage: Eukaryota; Fungi; Ascomycota; Eurotiomycetes; Eurotiales; Aspergillaceae. The transcript has a single exon. The coding region runs from base 1 to 837 and encodes 278 amino acids.
AUGUUCAACAUCAAGGCGCAACUUCUCGCCCUCGCCCUUGUGGCAUCCCUAGGAGGGGCCAAUACGCAUGACUUGGGCUUCGGAGAGAUCGAUCUGAUCUUCCCACGAAAUGGCACCUUUGAGCCGAUGGUACUCAUGCCCGUUAUCUUCGCAUUUCAGAACCCUAAAGUGAUUAAUGGACUCUAUCCAUACCUUAGGUACGGUGUGUGGCCGGCAGAUCUUCCAAGGGGGAACCAAACAAUGGCCGCCUAUAUCGAUGAUGGUGAGCUGGACCUCAAUACGACGGACCUGGUGUCAUACCUUAAGGGCAGCAUACCGAGCACUCUGCAUCCAGAGAGUCUAAACAUCGAGAAUGAAUGGGAAUUUGUCUGGGGACUUGAUUGGACAAACUGCUCUACACCAGCGAAUGGGACCACUUCCGACGAUAAGCCCGAGGUCAACUUGAACGGCCCGUCCGAUAGCCAUUCUAUCCGCUUCACUACAAAAAAAGGGGCAGGUCAGCCCAAUUUGACCGCUCUUACCGCCGAUGACAAAUGCGAUGACAUUUCAGCUAUGGCGUUUAACGUUACAAAAACUCUCAUAGCUCAAUCAGGCGACCUUCAAGGCGAUAAAUGCGCCGUGCUCGAGACUCCGGCGCCUACUCCUUCUCCUUGCAAGGUCAGCAUCGUUCCUUCGGCUGCCUCGAGCAUAACAGCUUCCAUUACCGCAGCUCAGUGCAAGGGUAUUGACCCUAUUGUGAGCUGCCCAGCUAAAAACGGCGGGGCUAUCAUCGAUAUGGCUUCUUCGCUGAAAUGGUGGACUGCUGGUGUAUUGCUUAUGGGAACGCUCUUGAUUUAG